Bufo bufo (common toad) is the source of this 1547-nucleotide messenger RNA. Its product is annotated as oocyte zinc finger protein XlCOF22-like. NCBI's taxonomy places the organism in Eukaryota, Metazoa, Chordata, Amphibia, Anura, Bufonidae. Gene Ontology annotation, molecular function: DNA-binding transcription repressor activity, RNA polymerase II-specific. Gene Ontology annotation, biological process: negative regulation of transcription by RNA polymerase II. The record is from RefSeq and is a predicted model, not a curated record. The coding region runs from base 550 to 1251 and encodes 233 amino acids. The transcript has 3 exons.
GGUUCAGAAGAACAUCAUAAUGUCCCACAGGUUGAUCAGCUUUUGAAUAAUAUCAAGGCUGAAGAGACAUAUGUGAGGGGUGAUGAGCAGAGUAUAGAUGACAGUCCUACAGAUAACCACCCAGAUGACUGUACCAGGAGCUCAGAGGAACAUCUGAUAUCUUCAGACUUUAAAGCAGAUGAUCAUGAAGAUACAUAUGAAGAGCAUGUCAUAAUCCUAGAUGUACCCUCGGCCUUUCAUGGCAAAGAUGGAUCAUCUGAUCCUUGGGAUGGGUUCCGAUCUUCUGAUUCAUCACAGACUGUUAGUCACAAAGGGAGUGCUGAACAUCAAGGAAUUCACACAGAAUAUGGGAAAUACGAUAGGGUUAAAUCAGGUCUUGUGACGCAUCAGGGAAUUCACACAGGGGAGAAGUCAUUUUCAUGUUCAGAAUGUGGAAAACGUUUUAACCGUAAAUCAAAUCUUCUUACACAUCAGAGAAUUCACACGGGGGAGAAACCGUUUUCCUGUUCAGAAUGUGGGAAAGGUUUUAACAGUAAAUCAAAUCUUAUUAUGCAUGAGAGAAGUCACACAGGGGAGAAGCCCUUUUCAUGUUCCGAAUGUGGGAAACAUUUUAGCAUUAAAUCCAGUCUUGUAAAACAUAAGAGAAUUCACACAGGGGAGAAGCCAUUUUCAUGUUCAGAGUGUGGAGAAAGUUUUAACGAUCAGACCAUUCUUAUAAGCCAUCAGAGAAUUCACACAGGAGAGAGGCCAUUUUCCUGUUCAGAAUGUGGAAAAUGUUUUACAAUCAAAUCAAACCUUGUUAACCACCAGAGAAUUCACACAGGGGAGAAGCCAUUUUCCUGUUCAGAAUGCGGAGAACGUUUUAACUCUCGAUCAGUCCUUGUAAACCAUCGGAGAAUUCACACAGGGGAGAAACCAUUUUCCUGUUCAGAAUGUGGGAAAUGUUUUAACCGUAGAUCCUAUCUUGUCACACAUCAGAGAAUUCACACGGGGGAGAAGCCGUUUUCCUGUUCAGAAUGUGGAAAAUGUUUUGCAGAUAGACCACAUCUUGUUGCACAUCAGAGAAUUCAUGCUGAGAAGCCAUUUCCCUGUUCAGAUUGUGGGAAAUGGUUUACAGAUACAACACAUCUUGCUACACAUCAGAGAAUUCACACAGGGGAGAAACCAUUUUCCUGUUCAGAUUGUGGGAAAUCUUUCAACCAGAAAGCAAGUCUUGUUAGACAUUGCAGGGGUCACACGGGGGAGAAGUAAUUUUGGUGUUCAGAAUGUGGGAAAUAUUUUAACCUAAAAUCCGAUUUUGAUAAACAUCAGAGAAUUCACACGGGGAGAAGCCAUUUUUCAUGCAUUGACAAUCAACUUAUGGUCUGUGGUAGCGGAAUCCAUAACGAAAUUCUUAGAUAACCUGAACUUGAAAACAGAAGUUCACUCAUCCCUAGUUCUAACCAAAAGUCAGCACUAAUGGCACAUCAAAGAACUUACACGAAACAAUAUUUUCAUGCCCAAAAUGUGGUUAACGACUUACCCACAAGUUACAUAUUCUUACGCAU